ACCCACCCCCCAACCCACCCCCAGUCCAACAGCUCAGCUCAACGAUGGAGAAAUACGAGAAAAUCGGGAAGAUCGGCGAAGGCUCUUACGGAAUCGUGUUUAAAUGUCGGAAUAAAGACACCGGGCAGAUCGUGGCCAUCAAAAAGUUCGUGGAGUCUGAAGAUGACCCGGUUAUCAAAAAGAUUGCGCUCAGAGAGAUCCGAAUGCUGAAGCAACUCAAACAUGCCAAUCUGGUGAACUUGAUUGAAGUGUUCAGAAAGAAACGGAAGCUACAUUUAGUUUUUGAAUACUGCGAUCACACAGUGUUAAAUGAACUGGACCGAUACCCAAGAGGGGUACCAGAGUACCUGGUGAAGAAAAUCACUUGGCAAACAUUGCAAGGUGUAAACUUUUGUCAUAAACACAAUUGUAUACACAGAGACGUCAAACCGGAAAAUAUCUUGAUUACAAAACAUGGUGUGAUUAAGCUUUGUGACUUUGGAUUUGCCAGGUUACUGACUGGUCCUGGAGACUACUACACAGAUUAUGUGGCCACUCGAUGGUAUCGUGCUCCAGAGCUGUUGGUCGGAGACACUCAGUACGGCCCUCCAGUGGAUGUUUGGGCAAUAGGUUGCGUCUUUGCAGAGUUGUUAUUCGGCGCUCCCUUGUGGCCAGGGAAAUCUGAUGUGGAUCAGCUUUACCUGAUCAGAAAAACUUUUGGUGAUCUCAUUCCUCGGCACCAACAAGUCUUCAGUUCAAACCAGUUCUUCAGUGGAGUGAGCAUCCCAGUGCCAGAUAAUCUGGAGCCUUUGGAAGUAAAAUUUCCAAAUAUUUCUCUUCAAGCUCUUGGAUUAAUGAAGGGCUGUUUACACAUGGAUCCAGCAGAUCGACUCAAUUGUGAACAGUUGCUAGAUCAUCCGUACUUUCACAGCCUCAGGGAACAAAUGGGAACUGGCAAAGAUAAGGUGAAAGGGCCAAAGAGACGCGUGAGACCACCACACAGAAACUUGCCAGGGCCACAGUACUUACCACAGCUAACUGACAGCAAUACAUCCCCAGCCCUGGAAGGAAAGAAUUAUUUCAGGCAAAAAUAUAAUUACCAUCUGCCCAAUAUUUGACUAAAUGGCAGCAACACCAACAAGGUACAGGGAAUCCUCACCUGCACAACCAAGGCUUUGUUGUCUAAAGAUGUUCAUUUUAAGUUAAAGUAAAAAAACCUAAAUUAUUGCAAAGACUGUACCAUAUCAUUACCCAGCCUCAGACAGACUAUAUGCACUUUGAAAUCACUAUCAUCGGUUUUCUUUAACGUUCUACGAUUUUAAAGGGAAUGUACACUUACGUUAAAUAACAUUUAUAAUAAAAAGACCCAGGACAAACUGUUGUGGGUUUUGGUGCUACUUGUGUAGAACUGGACAGAAAUAGCACUAUCUUCUAUGCACUAAUACUACUGCUUAAAAGCUAUUUACUAUUUUAAUCUGCAGAUUAACUUGUUGGAAUUUCUUGACUGUCACUUCAGUAUUUGGUGUCAAUUUACCUUGUAAAAGCGAGAGACUCACCAAGCAUAUACAUAGCAAAAAGUAACUAUUCAAGCAAAUCAAACAUACUGCCAACAGCAUUCUUCCACAGCUAAUGGGAACAUCAGGCCAAGUAUUUUGUUUCUAGUUUGAAGUUUGUACGACCUGUUUUGUUUAAGUUCACAAAUAUUGGGAGUCAAAAACUGUUAAGAGGGGGGAACAAGUUAGAUUUAUAACCAAUAAGACUAACAGAAUAGAAACAAAAUCAUUGUCUGCAGUGUUAGCUUGAUAUUCACAUUAGUUGCAGUUUCUGAAUUUGUCCAGUUUAUUUACAUUUCUGAACUCUCCAUUUUUCGACUACCUUUUGCAAGCGCUGGCAUUACCCAAGACAUUUGAAACUUCUUGCUGCUAUGUUGUAUUUUUCCUCUUACUUUAUCUUCAGUCUGUAAUAUUUUUGCCAGAGGUUUAGAUUAAAUUCUCGGCUCUAAAUGAAUGUUUCUCAUAAAAAGCAAAUCACUUUGGGGGUGGAUUAGGUAGAGUAAACGCAUGAUCUAUAGGGCUUGACUAGCCUACAGGCAAGUGACAAUGUGUUACAUGGACCACAGAAUAUGUUUUUAGUCGACUUGGCAAAACAAAAUUGCUGAAGUUCUUCUAGCUACAGUAUUUACUUCUAUUUGUAAAUCUGCUACCCCAGUCAAUGUUCACACCAAUUCUGAUACAAUGAAAAGGUCCAGGGCCACAAAUUGUUUUGUAAAAUUAUAUUGUGAUCAUUAAUACAGUAUUUGUAAAGUUGAUGUAUCACAUUUAAGUCACUCUGUGAAUGUUGAGAAAACUGCACCAGAUGCAAUAUUGUAUUAAAGAUUUUUUUAUAUAAAAAUGUGUUGAUCUAUAAAAUCAAUUAUCCAAAUGUUGAUAUAAAAGUACUAGAGAUAUUGUUUUGAAGUGCUAUAAUGAAGUUACCAUUGUAACCCACCAAUUAUAGAAUUUGCAAUACUUUAUAGUAAAUUAAUAUUUGAUUUGUUUUUCAAAAUCUCUAUUCAUAUAUUCCAUUUAUUAACAGUUAAAGCUGUUUGCACUGAAAUCAGUCAAUUUGAAGACAUCAGUUUUGUUGAAAUAUUUUGAUAGCUGACAGUAUGUUGCUUCUUAUUGUCUUUGUUGUACUUGGUUAUUUCAAAUAAAGUGAUUCAAAUGA
Callorhinchus milii (elephant shark) is the source of this 2685-nucleotide messenger RNA. RefSeq names its product cyclin-dependent kinase-like 1 (CDC2-related kinase) (gene cdkl1). Bases 45 to 1097 code for a protein of 350 amino acids. Gene Ontology annotation, molecular function: ATP binding; cyclin-dependent protein serine/threonine kinase activity. Gene Ontology annotation, biological process: protein phosphorylation. NCBI's taxonomy places the organism in Eukaryota, Metazoa, Chordata, Chondrichthyes, Chimaeriformes, Callorhinchidae. The transcript is spliced from 9 exons. The record is from RefSeq and is a predicted model, not a curated record. Gene Ontology annotation, cellular component: nucleus.